GGUCAAAGGUGAAAGUUGAACCAAACCAGGAGCGCCUGCUUUACGUUGGGCGAAAAUGGCUAAACAUCAUCCGGAUUUGAUCUUUUGCCGAAAACAAGCCGGUGUUGCUAUCGGGAGACUUUGCGAGAAAUGUGAUGGAAAGUGCGUCAUCUGUGAUUCCUAUGUGAGGCCCUGCACGCUGGUGCGCAUCUGUGAUGAGUGUAACUACGGCUCCUAUCAGGGACGCUGUGUCAUCUGUGGAGGGCCGGGUGUAUCUGAUGCCUACUACUGUAAAGAGUGCACCAUCCAGGAGAAAGAUCGAGAUGGAUGUCCAAAGAUUGUAAACUUGGGCAGUUCUAAAACAGAUCUGUUUUAUGAAAGGAAGAAGUAUGGCUUCAAGAAGAGGUGAAGACUCUACGCUGCGGUCCAGUUCCUGUUUUAGUUUUUCAGCUUUUGCAGACUUUCUUUAAAACCUCAAGAAACUUUUUUUGAUUUGUCAAUAAAGCUCUGUUUUAUA
This is a messenger RNA of Toxotes jaculatrix (banded archerfish), 496 nucleotides long. It is a transcript of the gene phf5a, whose product is annotated as PHD finger protein 5A. Gene Ontology annotation, cellular component: catalytic step 2 spliceosome; U12-type spliceosomal complex; precatalytic spliceosome. The coding region runs from base 56 to 388 and encodes 110 amino acids. The transcript is spliced from 4 exons. The record is from RefSeq and is a predicted model, not a curated record. Gene Ontology annotation, biological process: mRNA splicing, via spliceosome. Lineage: Eukaryota; Metazoa; Chordata; Actinopteri; Toxotidae.